Molecule: messenger RNA, 136 nt
Organism: Dentiscutata heterogama
Lineage: Eukaryota; Fungi; Glomeromycota; Glomeromycetes; Diversisporales; Gigasporaceae
Source: the annotation of a GenBank genome assembly
CGCAAGCACCAGCAUUAUUAGAUAAAAAUAAAACCGGUCUUUUAGGUCUAUUUUGGAAGGCUGCGAGGAUCGGCGAACGGUUGAGUCCAUACGUCUCUUUGGCGUGUAUCGCCAUGGCUAUAAGUAUUCUUCUAAA